AUGUCAGACACGGAGGAGGAGAAACCCAAUCCAGAUCAGACAAAGAGUCUACGAAACUGCAAAAGUAUUACCGUGGCAUUCAAAUUGAAUGGAAAGAAUUACCCUCUAUGGUCUCGACUAAUGAAAGUCAAGAUUGGGGGAAGAGGAGCAUACUCCUACAUUAGGAACGAACCUCCGGAAGCGGUCAGCAAGGGGUUUGAUGAGUGGGAGGAGAACGACCUUGUGGUGUUCUCGUGGAUCGUCGACAAUAUUGAGAACGAAAUUGUCGCCGAUUUCGCGCACCAUCUGACAUCGAAGGCUUUGUGGGAUAGCCUCGCGGUCACGUUCGAAAACAAGGCGGACCGUUAUCUCAUCUAUGACCUAGAGGAAAAAGCAAUCAAUAUCAAACAGGGCGAUCUCGAUCUGGAAACAUACUAUCGAAGGAUUCAUGGGCUAUGGAUUAAUAUAGAUCGCUGUCAGAAACAACCUAUCAACUGCUGUGACAAGGGGAUCGAUCAAUUUCGAACCCAUUCGAACUCAAAGCGACUGAUCAAGUUCUUGACCGGAUUGAAUCAAGAGUAUGACUCGAUCCGGAGGGACAUCCUCAAAAGAAGACCCAGCCCCAUCAGUUGA
Salvia splendens (bonfire salvia) is the source of this 612-nucleotide messenger RNA. RefSeq lists its product as uncharacterized. The coding region runs from base 1 to 612 and encodes 203 amino acids. NCBI's taxonomy places the organism in Eukaryota, Viridiplantae, Streptophyta, Magnoliopsida, Lamiales, Lamiaceae. The transcript has a single exon. The record is from RefSeq and is a predicted model, not a curated record.